AUGGCUUCGGAAUCGCCUCAAAUUGAAAUGACACCUCCGAGGACGGGCCUCGGGGAUCAGGCGACCAGUCCGGUCGCAGAUUCGGCUAAGAGAAAGGCGGAACAGGGCAACGGAACUCAGACGCGCGCAAAGCGGAAUCGUUACAUCUCCAUCGCAUGUAAUGAAUGCAAGCGUCGCAAGAUCAAAUGUAAUGGACAGGUUCCAUGUCAACGAUGCGGGCAUCUUAAUCUGGAAUGUCGAUAUGCGCCAAAUUGCUGUAGCAACAGCUUCAAAGACUCGGAGGAAUUUCGGUCAAUGGGGUCGCAGAUAGCGACGCUGCAAGAUCAAGUCAAUAGUCUUUUUAAUAGCCUCAACGACCUGCGAACCCAGAAGCCCAGCUUUGAGAGCCCUUCCUUUGAUCACCUAUCUCGUGAUGGCUCCUCUCAGUCCGUUUUCACUCCUCUGCCCGGCGCGAUGCCAAAGGUUCGAUCCAGGCAUCCACGCUUCCAUGGUCCAACGAGCUCAGCAUUUAACUUUGAUGUUGCCAAAUCGAGCCUUCAAAGCAUGGGUAUCGCGCCGGCGGAAGAUGUGAUAGCUGACGAUUUGACAACGGCGCAUGUUACCCCGGCUGGCUCGCCGCCUCCGAAUAUAAGCCCUCAUGUUCCCACUAUCCACCCGACUAAGGAUCCUCUCUGGGCCAUUCGCCGUGAGGAGACCAUACGGCUAUGUAAAGUAUACGAGGAAGAAAUUGGGAUCAUGUAUCCCUUGGUCGACAUCACUACGGUCAUCAACCAGGCUAAUCUACUCUACACAUUCAUGGAGGCCGCCACGCGCACUGGUUUUGCACAGCGGAGUUUCCCUGGAGCCGACAGCCUCCAUGACGAGAGCUCAAUUCUUUUGAAGCUCAUCCUCGCGACCACCCUGGUUGUGGAAGGGGGUGGGCAGAGUGAGCUUGGUCAGCGACUAUAUUUAAGCAUCAAGCCUGUGAUUGAAUCUAAGCUAUGGGAGCCUCACGACAUCAGAAAUAUUCAACUCUUCGCCAUCGUGGCAACCUACCAUUUUCACACAGACGACGAUGCUAUGGCCUACCGACUGAUUGGCUUGGCUGCGCGCAUGUGCCUGGAGAUGGGGUUCCAUCGACGAGAAGCCUUGAUCAAAUCAUUCCCAAACGAAGAUCAAUGGAACGAAGUUACUCGCAUAUUUUGGACCGUUUACAGUUUGGAUCGACGAUGGAGCUUGGGUACUGGAUUGCCGUUUGUUAUCCAGGAUGAGGAUAUUGAUCCUAACCUACCAGAGCCGGAUGCAUCUUUGCCUUAUCUGCGGUGCAUGAUCUCUUAUAAUCGAAUCAGCUCCAAGAUCUGGUAUUCCGGCCUCGGUUCAGAAGGAACGACAGAUAUUCGACGCGAUGAGAUCGGUUACUUGGAUUAUCAGGUUUUGCAGUGGUACAAACAAGUACCAGAUGAACUGAAAUUCUAUCCCGUUGAAUCCCCCAAGAAUGGAGAGACUGCAAGCCGCGGCAUGAGACGUCUCCGGAUUCUGCUGUACUUGCGAAUGAACCAGCUACGAAUCCUGAUCUACCGCCCAGUCCUUCACUCUGCGGCGAGCAUUGCCGAGGAUCGAGGCCAUGCUCAGACCGUGGUGGAUAUUGCAAAGGACACCGUUCGAGUGCUUACACGUCUUAAUCAGAUGUCUGAUAUCUACCGCACCCAGCAGAUCACCUUUAACUACUUCCUUGUUGCUGCACUAGCGGUACUAUUCCUUGCUGUGUGUCAUGCACCUGCCGACUUCAACCGGCAAGUCCGGGACGAGUUCUACAUGGCUUUGGACUUGAUCAACGGGUUCAGUACCAAAUCAUUUGUAUCAAAGCGGUUAUGGAAGACCAUUAGAGGUCUUCGCAUGAUUGGAGAGAAACUUGGAGUCCUGGCCCGCCCGUUUGGUACUGACUCUAGUGACCCCCAUUCUACCGCAGCGGUGGCUAUGGCAGGCCUUGCCGGGCAUUCGAUCGAUGAUCUGGCUGCCUAUGGGCCAGUGAAUGGAAUUGACGAGCUUGGAAAUAGCCCCUUGAAUGGUGUCCAGAUGAGCCAUGAGCUGACACAUUUGUUUGAGGCAGUCGGUUCAUUUGGCAGCUUCAUGCCUGGCACCAGUGGCCCAGAGGGUAUCAAUGGAUUUGUUGGCACGGAUGGUGAGAUCCAAAAUACUGGUGAAGGGCUUUCUGGGAUUCUUGGUGGCGAGGAAGAAUUUUCUCGUAUCCUCCGUGACUUGUUCUGA
Molecule: messenger RNA, 2247 nt
Organism: Penicillium pulvis
Lineage: Eukaryota; Fungi; Ascomycota; Eurotiomycetes; Eurotiales; Aspergillaceae
Product: transcription factor domain-containing protein
Exons: 6
Coding region: 1-2247 (748 amino acids)
Biological process (GO): DNA-templated transcription; positive regulation of transcription from RNA polymerase II promoter by galactose
Cellular component (GO): nucleus
Molecular function (GO): DNA-binding transcription factor activity, RNA polymerase II-specific; RNA polymerase II cis-regulatory region sequence-specific DNA binding; zinc ion binding
Source: RefSeq, a predicted model, not a curated record